AUGCAGCUGGAACUGGAAAAUAAUAGGGAGAAAUGUAAAGCUCUGGUUCGAGCAGCCCGAGCUGCUGACAACAACAUUACAAUUGCCAAUUCUUCUGUGACCCGUGAUACAACCUGGAAGCCAGAGAUUGUCAGCAAACUCCAGUAUAAUCUUUACGACCCUGAUAGCCGUGUUGGCAAGGCAAUUAGUCAGUUCAAAGGAGAUGUCAAGUACAUUGGCAAGCCAAGUGCCUUACCUGACACUCAACUAUGUGACUUGGAGAUCUUCGACGAAAUCGAGGCUAGUAGAUGUCCAAUACUGGAUUAA
Paracoccidioides brasiliensis Pb18 is the source of this 306-nucleotide messenger RNA. RefSeq lists its product as uncharacterized. The record is from RefSeq and is a predicted model, not a curated record. The transcript has a single exon. The coding region runs from base 1 to 306 and encodes 101 amino acids.